CAGAGAAAAACACAUCGAGGUUCUGUGGAACUACACCAGCAGCCUCAACGUCCUUCACCCGUCCGAGUGGAAGGACAAGGUCAACGAGAGGCUCAAGGAGUUUGAACAGGAAAUUUAUGAGGUAUGAGAACCACUGAGGUAAGUGUCGGACUUUGGUGCCCCCCCCCCCCGGGCCAUCCAUUUUUAUUUUGUUUUGGCGAGGGGCGGGUUCUAUUCCUCUUGUUUUCACUUGAAUAUUGUUUAGAGGUGGCGAGUACCUUAAAGAAUAUUUAUCUUUUCAUCAGUGGCGUGAGAAAGGGGGGUGCGGAUAGGACGGGUGGGGGAGGGGGGGCGUGCCGCUACAGGGAGCACUUUUUUCUUUAUAGAGAGAGAGAGAGGCGGCAUUUUCGGCCAUCUGCAGGAUUUUUUUUUUACGUGGACAAGUGCGGCAAAAUUCUUUUCCCGUCCCGGGCGCAGCUAACCCUGGCUACGCCACUGCCUCUCAUGUCAAUCAAUGUCUCGUUGAAUCAAUAUGUUGAUAACCUGUAAGGACACUGCAUUUCUAUCAAUUAGGUAAGAACGAGCUGGAGUCAGUGAGCGCUUUCUAUCCAAGCUCGUCUCAGCAUUCCGUUCACAUCAAUAACCAGUUCUCAGCUCCAGCGCUUCAUUUCAGACCCAGCUUGAAGUCCGACUAGAUUUCAGCUUAUCACCUGUGUCAAAAGGAGAAAAGGAGUUCAUCUAUUGUGACUGUUAAAGGGUGGGGGGGGGAUUCCACACAUGUUACUGGGAUGUCUCGUUGGGAUCUGUUAAAUAUCUUUUAAGUUUUAUGACAAACAAUUAAUGUUAAACAGGUUGUUGUUUUCUGGUGAGGAAACGAAUAUGAGCAGGUCAACUUGAGAAAUAGAAAUCAACAUUAAAUAUGAAAUAGCUCAAUAUCCCAAGGACAAAUAAUGUUUCACGUAGGCUUCUCGUAUAAUUCACGUAUGCUUCACGUAUGCCCUUUGAUUUAGCUCUCAGUUUGUUCAUUAAGCUCUAGUAUGAAUAAUUACGUUUGAUUAGAGAGGGAAAUCCUUAGUUUGUUGUUGAUGGCCUUCGUUGCUGAGGGACGUGGUUAGACAGGCGUGCAGAGCUCCCAGUGGUUUUGAUAAGUGAGAGCAUUUCGGGCUGAACAAUGGGAGAGGAAGGUAAAUGGUUGGCUGCAGUUAAAUCUUUUCUUUGAAACUUUCAAAUUUCAUUUUUUAAAAAAAAAAUUGGUAUCAGGUUUAAUCGACACCUUCUCGUAGUACCAGAAUAUUUUCUCGUAAAAAAAAAAAACGUAUCUCAUGAUUAAAUAUAACAACAUUUCUGACUUAUAAACACUUUAAAAUGUAAUCAAAUAUUUAAAAAAAAAAAAAUUACAUUUUGAUUGAUUCGCAGGCUAAAGAGAAAGGCUGGGAUGGAAUAAAUGACUACACGCCCCGGACAACAAAAUGGACGUACCCUACAGCCCUGCUCUUCUCGGUUACUAUCAUUACAACUAUAGGUAAGACUUCGGCCGCCAGAGGGGAGUUGGGUCUGCGCUGCCGAUGCGUUCUUACUGUGGAAACAUGAAGUUUUCUUCCAUUUGUAACUGCUAAUUUAGAGCAGACGACCGCGUGAUGACGUACCGAUGACAGGAAGUUAAAAAUAGAUAUUCUUUAAAAAAAAAAAAAUAUAAAAAAAAUAAAGAUGUUAAACACAGAGAGCAGAGCUUUGUUGUCCAGGCACUGCGCCCAUGGGCGCCUGCAGUGGGGGGGGCAAGGAGGGCACUUGCCCCUCCCCCCCCCCCCCGGCUUGAUUGGAUAAAAAAAAUUUAGACACAAAUAGACAAAAAAUUUAUUAAAAAAAAGAGAAAAUAAAGAGAAAGUAAUUAAGCUGAUGUCCUGUCCCUUCGUUCCCCAUAUAAAUACGCUACAGUAAAUUAAAACUAUAUUAAAACAUUACUAAAAAUUUUUGCCCCCCCCCCCUGGAAAGUUAAUCGAUUUUUUUGCCCCCCCCCCCCUCCUAGAAAGUUUUUUGCGGGAGCCCAUGACUGGGCCCGUUGUUGUGUGGUAUGUUGGGGGGGGGGGAACCUCUCUCUGACAGAUUAAACGGAAUUCGUUUAAUGACAUCAAUUUUCCAGCGUAGUUCACGGUCGGUCAGUCAUCUGCGAAUUUGGUGUUCAAUCAGUACCUAACACAUUAUCUUGAUUGGGAUAGUGCAGUUAUCAGUGUGAUUGGGAUAGUGCAGUCCUUAGUGUGAUUGGGAUACUGUGGCAAAACAAUCUUUAAAAGAUGAGUAUAUAGCUCCAAAAUCUCUUCCACCGCCUAGCAACUACUUCCAGAUGGCGCCUAGCAACUAUUUCAAGGUGGCGCCUAGCAACUAUUUCUAGGUGGCGCCUAGCAACUAUUUCUAGGUGGCGCCUAGCAACUAUUUCUAGGUGGCGCCUAGCAACUAUUUCUAGGUGGCGCCUAGCAACUAUUUCUAGGUGGCGCCUAGCAACUAUUUCGACAGAUCGAUGGAUUUUCUGGACAAAGCUCCAAACAACGCUUUCGGAUCUAAUUUUUUUUUAUAAAUAAUGAUGUCUCGCUGCAUAGAAUAGCAAUUAUAUGUGAAGAGAGGGGAGAGAGAGAGAGAGAGAGAGACAGAGAGAGAGAGAGAAAGUAAGAGAGAGAGAAAGUGUGUGCGAGAGAGACAGUGAGAGAGACGGAAAGUGAGAGCGAGAAAGUGAGAGAGAGAGAGAAAGUGUGUUUGUGUGAGAGAGAGAGAGAAGAAGAGAGAGAGAGAGUCGGAAAGUAAGAGAGAGCGAGAGUGAGCGAGAGAAAGUGUGUGUGUGAGGAGAGAGAGGGAGAGAAAGUGAGAGAGAGAGAGAGACGAAGAUAGAGAAAAAGUGAGAGUGGGAGAGAGAGAGAGUCGGAAAGUAAGAGAGAGCGAGAGUGAGCGAGAGAAAGUGUGUGUGUGAGGAGAGAGAGGGAGAGAAAGUGAGAGAGAGAGAGAGACGAAGAUAGAGAAAAAGUGAGAGUGGGAGAGAGAGAGAGUCGGAAAGUAAGAGAGAGCGAGAGUGAGCGAGAGAAAGUGUGUGUGUGAGGAGAGAGAGGGAGAGAAAGUGAGAGAGAGAGAGAGACGAAGAUAGAGAAAAAGUGAGAGUGGGAGAGAGAGAGAGUCGGAAAGUAAGAGAGAGCGAGAGUGAGCGAGAGAAAGUGUGUGUGUGAGGAGAGAGAGGGAGAGAAAGUGAGAUAGAGAGAGAGACGAAGAUAGAGAAAAAGUGAGAGUGGGAGAGAGAGAGAGAAAGUGUGUGUGAGAGAGAGAGAUAGAGAGACGAAGAUAGAGAAAAAGUGAGAGAGAGAGAGAGAGAGAGAGAGAGAGAAAGUGUGAGAAAGAGAGAGAGAGAGAGCGCGUUGGAAAUUAAAUCUGCAAAGCAAUUAUUUAGGGAGCAGAUUGGAUUGAUGGAGAGAGGUCGCACUCUAACGUUUUACUCCUGAUAGUUGAAAUUAAAAAAAAAAAUGCCUUGAUACAAAUAUAACUAAGAUAUUUUUUAAAACUCUUUUACAUUAAUGGAUAUGUUUGUGAGCUCAAAACACAAGGCAGUGAAUUGUAGCUUUGACUUUCUGUUCUUAAGCUAAAACACAAGGCAGUGAAAUGUAGCUUUGACUUUCUGUUCUUAAGCUCAAAACACAAGGCAGUGAAAUGUAGCUUUGACUUUUUGUUCUUAAGCUCAAAACACAAGGCAGUGAAUUGUAGCUUUGACUUUCUGUUCUUAAGCUCAAAACACAAGGCAGUGAAUUGUAGCUUUGACUUUCUGUUCUUAAGCUCAAAACACAAGGCAGUGAAUUGUAGCUUUGACUUUCUGUUCUUAAGCUCAAAACACAAGGCAGUGAAUUGUAGCUUUGACUUUCUGUUCUUAAGCUCAAAACACAAGGCAUUGAAUUGUAGCUUUGACUUUCUGUUCUUAAGCUCAAAACACAAGGCAGUGAAUUAUAGCUUUGACUUUCUGUUCUUAAGCUCAAAACACAAGGCAUUGAAUUGUAGCUUUGACUUUCUGUUCUUAAGCUCAAAACACAAGGCAGUGAAAUGUAGCUUUGACUUUCUGUUCUAAAGCCCAAAACACAAGGCAGUGAAAUGUAGCUUUGACUUUCUGUUCUUAAGCUCAAAACACAAGGCAGUGAAAUGUAGCUUUGACUUUCUGUUCUUAAGCCCAAAACACAAGGCAGUGAAAUGUAGCUUUGACUUUCUGUUCUUAAGCCCAAAACACAAGGCAGUGAAAUGUAGCUUUGAUUUUCUGUUCUUUAGCUCAAAACACAAGGCAGUGAAAUGUAGCUUUGACUUUCUGUUCUUAAGUUCGAAACACAAGGAAAAUCCUGUUAAUCGAAAUUUCAUGAAACUUUCUGAAGUCAAAAUAUCAGUUUCCCAUCCAAAGAAACACGCUUUCCCAUUUUACAAAAGCAUAUCGGCAACAUGGAGAUUGACUUCUUGGACAGGUUCACAUAAUGGCACGUUAUUCCGCAGCUAAUGUCAGGCGCAGAUUCAAAAAAGUUUUGGACUUGCUAGCAUGGAUUAAGGCUAUACAAUCGUCAUGUGCAUACCAUGUCUAAAAAAAAACAACAACACCCGAAUACAUUUCAACUGCCGAUGAAGCAUUACAAAAUUCUUGAAAAUCUUUCAUGUAAUAUGAAAUGAUCCUAAAGAUAAGUGAAAUAAUAAAGGAUUUAUUACGAAUAGAUUCGCAUUUAUUUUUAAAAAGAGCCGAUGCUACACCAGAGACGCAGGUUGCUGACCACUGAGGUCUUCUUCAGUUCACCACACCAAGGGAUUGCAGACGAAAGCUGGCUAAAAAAAUCACACAUAACUCUGCGGAGGAAAGUAGGGCGUCCCAAACUGAUGUCACAGCAUGAAAUUUGACGAGUCCCAACGCGACGUGUUGAGUGGUUCCCAAAAUUCAGAAUGGCUUAGCGGCAAGUGUUUGGAAUCAAAACUUAUAUUUUUUUAAAACGAUCACUGGUUUACGUCAUGCCGUAUGUUCUGCGUGGAUUCCUCAGGUUACGGUGACCUCGUCCCCAUCACGUCGGAGGGAAAGAUCGCCAGCAUGCUGUACGCGGUGUUCGGCAUCCCCCUGGUCCUGCUGUGUCUGACCAACCUCGGCUCGUUCCUGGCCACCUUGUACCGCUUUACCUGGAAGCACGCGUCUCACCUGUGGUACAUGUGCCUGAGGUCGCCUAAACGUGAGUACAUGUCUGAAACUGUGGUACAUAUGUGUCUGAGGUCAACUAAACGUGAGUACAUGUCUGAACCUGUGGUACAUGUGUCUGAGGUCAACUAAACGUGAGUACAUGUCUGAACCUGUGGUACGUGUGUCUGAGGUCACCUAAACGUAAAUACAUGUCUGAACCCGUGGAACAUGUGCCUGAGGUUGCCUAAAGAUAAGUACAUGUCUGAAGCUGUGGUACAUGUGUCUGCGGUCGCCUAAACGUGAGUCCAUGUCUGAGAGCGGUCGAUCAUGAAGGAAAAUAGUGUGAGCAUUGUGUUGGUUAUAUUUUAACACAUCUCUCCCCCAUUGCACACGUUUCGUUGUCCGUAUACCAUAGUUAGAAAUAAGUAGACCUCUUUUUUUAUGCGAACCAAAUGUUUAACUAUGAAUAAGUUUGUGUCGGAUCGUUAUUAUUUUUCGAAAAGAAGAUCGUUAUUUAAGACAAACAAAAAGCUUUACGACUUUGAGCAGUAAACAUGUGAACAUGUAAGCAGUAAACAAAUUAUUUUUUUCCCAUGAUGAGGCUGCCUAACUGGAUUUCUCAACCAACAUUGUCUUUUCAGUGUUAGCGUACAGCUUACGUAGGCUAUCGAAUUAUAAUAACGUGUCUAAUCUGCUGCUUUGUUCUAGUCUUGGUGAUUGAGGUCAUUUUACUCAACAUUUGUAUACCUCAAACAAUAACCAAAAUUUAAAGAGAAAACCAACAAAAAGUUUAAAAAAAAAAAAUCUUCUCAUCUUCCUGGGUCGACAGGUACAUUGUAGCCAAAAUUUCGAUCAAAUAUUUUUUUUUCUUUCCUGUCACUCGUCUAGAGCGUCAGAUACAGAUCUUUUGACAGAACUGUUUCUGUCACCGGGCACCCAAGAGGGAAUCUCUAUUUAUAUAUUCUAUACGUGAAAGCCCAGCACGAUUUCCCCAGACAAUGUCUGUCUUGAUGUUUUCUUCUCACCAGGCAACCGACCCAUGGUGCAGACGUCCGAGGUCCGAGUGCCCAUAGCCGUGUCAACGCUGACCAUGAUCAUCUACAUUCUGGCCGGCGCGGCUGUGUUCGCCAAGUGGGAGAACUGGUCGUUCCUGGACGGCUCCUACUUUUGCUUCAUCACCCUCAGCACGAUUGGCUUUGGUGAUUUCGUGCCCGGCCAGGUAAAGGCUGUCGUACCUUGGGUCCAAUCCCGUCAGUAAAAAAGGGUUUCAUUGAUUAAGUAAGAGCCCUUGUCCGUGGUCAAAAUGUCCAUACCCCCGACCUCAUCCCGUACACAAAACUAGCUUUUUGGGUUGAGCAAAUAAUCCAAUGAUACUAAUGAUCUUCUCUGUGUCCACUUAUAAAAUGUAGAAUUGUUCUGAUCCGUCUUUUGACUUGGUUCUACAAAGGUGUCAAGCCUGAUGAAGUAAGGGGGGAUAAUUGGAGGGUAGCAGUUAUUUGUUCGUUGUUUCAUUUUUAUAUUUACAAUUGGGGCCGGAAGCAAAGUAAUUAAUUUUUAAGGCAUCAAGCAGUCAAGGCGAAAAAAAAAGGGACAUUUUUUUUAAUUUGAAAAAUGUCAUUUGGAGGGGGUGGAGUGGGGGUGGAGUUCCUGCAUUUAUUUUUUCCACUUUAUCUUUUACCGUAGAUAGGUGAGUGCAACAGAUAGCUUAUGUGUUUUGUGCGUCAAGAGGUCUUAGUCUCACAACUUAUCCACUCUAGCUUAGUCUGGUCUUAAAUCUAGCGAGGUCAGGCAGUUGCUGUUCAUUUUUUUUUUAGAGAAUGGGAUUACAUGUAACAAAGAAAAAUAUUUGGACCCAUUAGGGACUACAUUAACGAUUUUUAAACGACUAUUGCUCUUGUUAGGUCUCUAUAAAUUCCGCCAGCCCCAACCAGAUUUAACGCUACCUAGUAUUUUUCCCCCCUCCCCUUUCCUCAUAUAACCGUUCACUUCUAGAACCAUUAAUUUAAAACAAAACAAACAAACAAACAACAUUUUUUUUACCCUUAAACAAUAAAACAUAAAUUUAAAAAAGUGAAAACUGCCUGUGCUCACUUACGCACAGAGACGACGCAUGCCUUUUUGAGGACCAUUGACACUUUUCGGGUUUGUGCCCUUUCCAUUCGAAGCUCAUAGUUUUAAAAUCAUUUACAUAUCCCGAAUUUGGGGCCCAUUAAAUAUUUCAGGCCCACUGCAGCCGAAGGGUUUGCAAGGCCCACGCGAUCGCUCUUCUUUGUUAUGUAUGCAAAAAUCCAUUCUGUCGUAUGUGUCAUUGUACAGGCAUAUCCACAUAUUUUCACUCCGACCGCAAUAGCAAUUUUCCGCGACUGUUUGAUUUACCGAAAUUUAAAGUUAAAUACUGUUUUUAUUUAUUUAUUUAAAUAAAAUGCAACUUAUCCUACCAUGUAGUAAGACGUUUUUUUCUCAUACGCCUAAGAAUAAAAUUCGUGACUUGUACUUCAUAUCUUUAAAAAAAAAAAUUAUGUAUAAAUUGACAAUUUUAUUAUUUAAAAAAAAUUUAAUUACAGAUGACGAUGACAUCAACAGAUUUGCUAGUCGUACUAGUACAGCAGUUCUCAACCUGUGGGUCGUAACCCCUUUGGUUGGGGGUCGCACGACCCAUUUCCAGGUGUCGCCUACGACCUCUUGAACACACAUAUGCUCUACAGUUAUGAAGUAGCAACGAAAAUAAUUCUGUGGCUGAGGAACUGUAUAAAGGGUCGCGGCAAUAUGGAAGGCUGAGAGCCACUGUACUAGUAGAGUGUCCGCACAGGGGUGUUUUAAACAAUUUGUUGUGGUGUCAUAUCCUUCUUAAAAGGGUUUAUUGUAACAAAAUAUGAAGAUUUCCCUCUCUGUAAAUCACACACACUUGAACCGUGAGUCAACAUUGCACUGUGCGAGCAAGUACUGCUCUGUGUGUUUCAUCGGGGCCCUGUUCUGCUCAGAAUUACUCCAUCUUGUUCAGAACUGGCCCGUCAUGUUUAGCAAUGCUACAUCCAUUUUAUCAAAAAUAUCUUUGUCAGCAUUGCUCCGUCUUUGUCAGCAUACCUCCGUCUUUGUCAGCAUUGCUCCGUCUUUGUCAGCAUACCUCCGUCUUUGUCAGCAUUGCUCCGUCUUUGUCAGCAUACCUCCGUCUUUGUCAGCAUUGCUCCGUCUUUGUCAGCAUUGCUCCGUCUUUGUCAGCAUUGCUCCGUCUUUGUCAGCAUACCUCCGUCUUUGUCAGCAUUGCUCCGUCUUUGUCAGCAUUACUCCGUCUUUGUCAGCAUUGCAACGCCUUGUUUAACAUAUUGCUGUUUAGCUGAGAACGGAUCCAUCUAGCGUAGCUAGUAUUUUACAUUUUGCUUACUUUAUACAACUUUAAAGAUUGUUUAACAUUGUUCACCUCCCCCCUCCCCCCUCCCCGCUAGUUCAAACUUUGCAUUUUUUUUUACUUUGUUAUAAAUCUAAAAAAUCUAAUAGUAAAUCUCUUCCCGCUAACAUCCACGCUUCGUUAAAUUUAAAGAAAAAAAAAAUCUCAUCUCCAACAUUCGACCAAAAUGCCACCUUAAAGAAGACCAUUUAAAAAAUCUCCGAGACUCCACAAAACCCACUAUUUUAAGUCAAACUUAUUCACUUUUUUUAUAGUUGCAACAUCAAAUUUAGGAAUGUGAGAGAAAUAUAAGCAUUUAAAAAAAAAAAAGAAAAAUCUUUAAAUUUGCGCUGGCAAUUGAAAGUGUUUGUGAUGGCUUAUCAAGUCUUAUGAUUUGAUUGCCUUGUGUCAAGAAGCCUUUGGUCAGCGUGUAUUCACGCGAUUAAAAAGAAAGGGUGGGGUAAAAAGGGGGGGGCAGGAGGAAGGAGCGCUGUGAUUUUUUUAAGGCUCUUCAGAUUCUGUCACCCAGCAGAACUUUAUUGCGAGGCACGCCUCAAUUUGACUUUUAAAAAACAUUCUCUACACUUUCUCAUACGUUAUCGGUUUUUUCCUCCACAUAACCUAGAACACGAUCUCAAUGGACUCGACGGCCAAACGAGUCGUGUGCGCCCUCUACCUCCUCUUCGGCCUGGCUCUCCUGUCCAUGAUCUUCCAGCUCAUUCAGGACUCGGUGACCAUCGUCGUCCGCCGCUACGCCAGCUUCCUGGGCCUCAGCGAGAAACAGAUCGAGAAGGACAUCGAGGACUCCGUCGAC
Molecule: messenger RNA, 9342 nt
Organism: Lymnaea stagnalis (great pond snail)
Lineage: Eukaryota; Metazoa; Mollusca; Gastropoda; Lymnaeidae
Source: the annotation of a GenBank genome assembly